Benincasa hispida (wax gourd) is the source of this 2818-nucleotide messenger RNA. RefSeq names its product LRR receptor-like serine/threonine-protein kinase IOS1. Gene Ontology annotation, biological process: protein phosphorylation. NCBI's taxonomy places the organism in Eukaryota, Viridiplantae, Streptophyta, Magnoliopsida, Cucurbitales, Cucurbitaceae. Gene Ontology annotation, molecular function: protein kinase activity; protein binding; ATP binding. The record is from RefSeq and is a predicted model, not a curated record.
UAUAUACAUUUGGUUGAUUCUAAGUCUUAUAUUUGCUUGUUGGUAGGUUUCAUCAGCUUAGAUUGUGGAUUGCCAACAAACACAAGUUAUAUUGAAUCAACAACAACCCUUCGCUUUACCUCAGAUAUUCCCUACAUAAACAGUGGUGUAAGCAAAAGCCUAUCCUCUAAUUAUCAAAUUUUAUUUCAACAACAAUACCAUCAUGUUAGAAGCUUUCCACAAGGACGCAGGAAUUGUUACACUAUAGGCAUUAAAAAAGACACUAAGUAUUUGAUGCGAGCAAGUUUCUUGUAUGGAAACUACGACGGGCUUAGUAAACUGCCAACUUUCGAUCUCUACUUCGGAGAUAGUUUAUGGACAACAGUGAAAUUCAUCGAUGAAAGCAUCGAUAUCACAACAGACAUCAUACAUGUUACCUCAAACAAUCAAGUACAAAUUUGCCUUGUAAAUACAGACAAUGGGACUCCUUUCAUCUCUUCAUUGGAAUUCAGACCUUUGUCCAGUGAGACUUACGUCUCAACAACCUCGUUGUUGCAUUAUAAUCGAUUAGAUAUGGGUACAACAACAAAUAAAACAUACAGGUUUCCAGAUGAUGCCUAUGAUCGUUUUUGGGUGCCUUUCAACUUUGGCCAGUGGGCAAGCAUAAGUACCACACUUAAGAUAGAAUCUGAUGAUAACAAUUAUUUCCAGCUAGGGUCUGUUGUCAUGGGAACAGCAGCAGUUCAAAUAAAUAUAAAUGAGUCCUUGCGGAUCCAAUGGGAGUCAGAAGAUGAGACAACCCAAUAUCAUGUAUAUAUGCACUUUGCUGAGGUAGAAAAUCUCCAACCCAAUCAAACAAGAGGAUUCAACAUUACCUAUAAUGGCCAAUAUAUGUAUGGACCUUUUACUCCUCAUCACUUGAGCACAACAACAAUUCAUACUACAAAACCAAUACCAUUGCAAAAGCAGCCAACCAAAACGCAUCUAUUCUCACUUGUUCCAGUUGAAAAUUCAACACUUCCUCCUAUCCUCAAUGCUAUGGAAACUUAUUCUGUAAUAGAUCUUUCUGAACUAGCAUCAAAUCAAGGAGAUGUGGAUGCAAUAAGAAACAUCAAGUCAACUUAUGGAAUAGUUAAAGAUUGGGAAGGAGAUCCAUGCGUUCCAAGAGCAUACCCUUGGGAGGGUAUAGACUGUUCCAACGAAACUGCUCCGAGAAUUGGAUCUCUGAAUUUGUCAUCAAGUGGAUUGGCAGGGGAAAUUUCUUCAUAUAUAUUCAAUCUAGAAAUUAUACAAACUUUGGACUUGUCGAAUAAUAACCUGACAGGAAAUAUCCCUGCUUUUCUUUCUACAUUGAAAAAGCUUAAAGUCCUAAAGUUAAACAACAACACGCUCACAGGGACUGUUCCAUCUGAACUCAUUACGAAAUCCGUUGAUGGUUCACUAUUGUUAAGUGUUGAAGGGAAUCCAAAUCUAGAUGCAUGUCUAUCAGAUUCAUGUGCAAAGAAGAAGAGUGAGAAAAAUAGCGUGGUUAUCCCAAUAGUAGCAUCAAUUGGUGGGUUGGUAGCCAUUGCUGCAAUGGCAACUAUCAUCUUUUGGAUUGUUAAAUUAAAGAAGAACCGACAAAAUGGAACUGGUGUUUUAUUGGAGUCAAAAAGGAGACAGUUUACAUAUUCGGAAGUAUUGAAGAUGACAAAUAAUUUUGAGAGAAUUCUGGGCGAAGGUGGUUUUGGAAUGGUUUACUAUGGCCUCAUCGAUAACGUUCAAGUGGCUGUAAAGUUACUUUCUCAAGCAUCUGGGCAAGGCUAUCAACAGUUUCAAGCAGAGGUUACACUUCUUUUAAGAGUUCAUCAUAAAAACUUGACGAGUCUAGUGGGGUAUUUGAACGAGGGAGACCACAUUGGCCUCAUUUAUGAGUUCAUGGCCAAUGGAAACUUAGCAGAGCAUCUUUCAGAGAAGAGUUCGCGUGUCUUAAGUUGGCAAGAUAGACUCCGAAUAGCCAUGGAUGCAGCUCAAGGAUUGGAGUACCUGCACGAUGGUUGCAAACCGCCCAUAAUCCACAGAGAUGUGAAAACAACAAACAUCUUAUUGACAGAGAAUUUCCAAGCCAAACUUGCAGAUUUUGGUUUGUCCAAAAGCUUCCCAACAGAGGGCAAUAACACCUACAUGUCCACCAUUGUAGCUGGCACUAUUGGUUACCUUGAUCCAGAGUACUAUAAAUCAAACAGGUUGACUGAGAAAAGUGAUGUGUACAGCUUUGGGGUUGCUCUAUUGGAGAUAAUCAGCUGCAAACCUGUAAGACCACUAACUGAUACUGAUGUUCAUAUCGUCAAAUGGGUAAACUCCCUGGCAGCUAGAGGGGAUAUUAAUGGCAUAAUUGACCGAAGAUUGGAUAGAAAUUAUGAUGUGAACUCAGUUUGGAAGGCAGUGGAAGUAGCGAUGAAUUGUGUAUCCGAGAAGCCUGCAAAAAGACCGACAAUGAACCAAGUGGUGGCAGAACUGAAGAAUUGCUUAGCCAUAGAAUUGGAACGGAUUAGGGAGAAUCAAGCUUUGAAUUCGACAAACUCCAUGAACACGAUGUCCAUUGUUAUGGAUUACAGUGUAUCCCAUCCAUUGGCAAGAUGAAAUCCGCUGAAUUUCAAAUGGGCAUUGCAGAUUCAUGGUCCUUCAUCUCACUUUGUGUUUGGAUUAAAAAUUUAUCUAUAAUUGUAUUAAAUUUGAAUUGAUGUUCAUUCUUGUUUCAAAUUUGGAUAUAAACUUUUGAGUGUAGUCUCCACCAUGUGUUGUGAAAUGUUGGUUCCUUGACAAUAGUUUAAUAUAAAUUCGAAAUUUAUUGGUUUUA